Messenger RNA from Mya arenaria, 9296 nucleotides. RefSeq lists its product as uncharacterized. Bases 4637 to 6367 code for a protein of 576 amino acids. The record is from RefSeq and is a predicted model, not a curated record. The transcript has 13 exons. NCBI's taxonomy places the organism in Eukaryota, Metazoa, Mollusca, Bivalvia, Myida, Myidae.
GAUAAAUAAAUACAAUAAAUGUAAAUAAAUAUAAAUAAAUAGGUCUGAGUGGAACCGCAACCAUUCCAUGUUAUUGUAGUUGAGAACGAUACAAGAUAUGAAAUUUUAUCUGAUGAAUUGACCACUUUGGAACAGAUAACACACAUUAUAUGGAAUCAAAUAUUUGUCAAUUACGCUCAAGUGCUUUUGUUACAGGGACUAUAAUAGAUUUGAUUUUGAAAUGGGAUAACUUCCCGAAAACGACAUUGAAUCGAAAAACAUGAUUAAUGUGAAUAUUGAUAUGCCUCCACCGCUAUUAGACCAAGAGGGGGACUAUGACACUUAAUGUCAAACAAUCUAGAAUAUGAACGUUAUGUUGACCAUCCCAACAUUAACCAAUAACGAUUUUUUUUUAUAUUUGUUUAAUGUCUGUUGCUCGACAUUGUGAGCAUCUCGCCAUACACCGGUUAGGCUUUGCCUUUUCAGCAGUCUUUUGACAAGUAAAAUUAAAUUGUUUGGAUGCUGGCACUGUCCCUGCCGAUUUCAUUUAGCGCCGUUUGCCCGAAUAGUACAUUCAUGAAGAGGACGAGAACACAACAUAAAAAGUACAUGGUCGAGAUGCAAGCGAUUAGCACAGUGAGCGCUGCAAGCUUCGAAGUUAAUAAUGUGAAACACUUAAUAUCUAAUUUAAUUAACACUGUUUUAACAUAUUUUAUCACAUCUGUUUGAUUUUAAAUCUAUCCAGUGAGAUAUAUAAACUUUCUAUAGUUAGAUAACUUGCAUGCGUAUAUACGCGUUCAUUUUGUUUGAAUUGUGUAUAUGAAGUUGAAAUAAAAAUUAACUGGCGUACAAUUUUGAACAUUUUUCCCUAAGAGGAACCCUCUUUUACUUGUCACAAACUGCUAAAUAAUGGUUGUGGUUUAGUAUAUACAUUAGUGCACUUCCCUUUGAAGAUUGCACUUGGGCACUGGGGUACAGGUUACCCCCCCCCAAAAAAAAAUAAAAAUAAAAAAAAUAAUAAUAAUAAUUAAAAAAAAAAAAAAAAAAAAAAAUAAUAAAGGUUCCCACAUGGAUCAGGUAGCCACAUUUCUGUCAGCUCUGCCGUUUCGAAAGCUGAUUUGUCUCAUUCGCGUGGAAUAUGUAUCAUAAAGCUCUAUUAAUAUAAACGCUGCAGUUAUCUCAAGUCUUAGUUUGAUUGGGACUAUCGUCGAGCAAUACCUGCUACACAGUCAACACCUCUUAGCACCAUCGUAAGCGGCAUUUUAUUUUUGUGAAAUAGAAACAAUAAAAAACAAAAAGGAAUAAGAAGUGUUUAUUCAUGGUAGUUUAAGAUUGAGAAGAUAUGUGUCAUGCUAUGGUAAAUAAUAACACUUUCGCUAUCAAUGUUAGACCCGAGUCUCGUCAUUGAACAUAAAUGCUCACAUGAUAUUUCUAUAAUGGUUGCCAGUGACUAACGUAUAUAAACCUAAGUGAUAUUUGUCGCUAAAGGAUGUUUACAAAAAGAACUAACAUAUCAGAACCAAAUGCAUAUAGUGUAUUGAUGCUUUGAACUUAUUCAAUUGUCGUAAGAUAAUUGGUAUGUGUGUAACAAAGAUCCUAUUAAUUUCCGGACAUCGGGGUUUGGGGGCAUCAUUUUUAAUUACUAUUAUGACAACGCCUUUUGAAAGUGCUUGUUUACGGAUACGAUUGACAUAAACAUAUGUUUAUAGAAGCACUUGAUCAAGUACUUCCCAAAAAUGUCAUGCUUGUGUUUGACUGAUAAACAUUAGGAUACAUGGGUUAAAAUUGCAAAGGACAAUACAACACAACGGACGGUAUGCCCGUCAGACUUUCCCAUGUUGCUCUACAUUAGAGAUAACUUCGAUCGAAAGCUACGCGUGACCUUACCAUUCGAGCAUACAUGUUACACUCAAAUCAUCUCUCCAUGUUACUCUUUAACGUUUUAUGUUUAAUUGAAAGCUUUAAUGAUGACACAUCUAUGACUGAGAUCCCAACACGGUGGUACAGAUUUACAGGCGGACGGACGGACGAUGCACUUACUAAAUGCCUUCCGUUGGGCACAUAAUAAAGUGAAACAAAAGCUUAAGUUUCACAAAAGCAAUUUGGACUCUGCUUACUGUCAACGAACACUUAUUUAAGACUGGCCUUAAAACAUUUCAUACAUUUGUAAUUUCACUGUAAGUGUUAUGAGUAACGAGGAAGAGAAACAAUACUAAAAGAUGGACGUUUGACAUACAACUUAUUUAUAGUGUUGCCUUUAUAUACCCGGGAAAUGAAAGACAUAAUGGAAGUAUCUUCAUUUUGGAUAUAUACACUUGCGUUCAUUUGCCAUGAAGUAUUUGCGUCAAAUACAGGAACUAAUCAUACGACUUCAUCAAAGCAAACACCAACCACAACCGACACAAGAAACGGUACUUCUCCCGUAUAUUUGUUACUAGACGCCACCACCGAGAAGAUAAAAGGUGAAGAUGUUGCAACAGUAGCUGCUGUUAGUGUCCUCUUGUUCUUAGUGGUUAUAGCAGUGAUUACCAUCUUGAUAGUCUUAAGAAAACGUGGUUUGCUAAUCUGCCAACAUAAGAGACAGGAAAAAGGCAUAGUCGUCUUGGAGGCUCCUCUCCUUAUUUCUGAACCUGUAUUUGAAAUGACUACAUCCAAACAGCAAAACGAAAUGCUUAAUGAACAUUGUUAUUUUCUGUUGGAAAGUGCCACGAAAUCUGAUAUGAUAUCACAUUUAAGCAGCAGUGAACCUGAGGGCAUUCCCCAAGAAGAUCAGUAUAGCUAUGCAGAGGACACCACUGAUUACAAUCGUUCUAACAAGCGCACAGACGAUUAUGAUACUAAUGCAAAAACAGACGACGAUAAGAAGAACGAAGACGAACGGGAACGAAGCUUUAAUGUUUACAACAAAUUAUUACAAAAUAAACCCAACGAAGAAUAUGACCAUAUUAACGACACGUCAUCUGCAAAAAUAAACAUUGACAGUCAGUAUCACUGCACUGAAGCAGAGACCGGUGACACCUACAGUCAUUUGCACCCGCAGGUGUUUGGUAAACACAUAACAGAUAAUACAUACAACGUCACCGAAAGUUCAACUAGUGACGGUGACUAUAACAGCGUUGUAAACAGCGGAAGAGCUGGCGCUAUUAAACCUAUUUUUAAUAGUAAUUACGACAAAGUGGCACUGUAUCGACUUAAUUCGAAGUGAUAGCAACAUUCAUAUGGAUCAACAGAACUUUAAAACAGACAAUAACAUUAUAAAAAGAAAUAAACGGGGACUGUGUACAAUUAUUCGAUUCUAAGGCAUAAAGUCAAAGCUCAGCAGCAUUAGAAUAGAGACACAACAAAGACGUGUACAAAACACCACAGACAUCACACAUGCCAAACACGAUCCUAUGAACUAUGUAAACUUCGCUAUAUAAGAAUAAGCAGCAAGCUAAUAUGUUGUCCAUGCAUCUAAUAUACCUGCUGAUAUAUCAAUAAGAUAUCAUUAUGUCUGUUUGUGGUCGUUGAGAACUUGAAUUUAAAGGGACCCAGGGCAUCAACAGAAAGAAUUGUUUUAGAUUAUAUAUUUGUUUGUUGUUUGGUUUUGCUACAUACGUUUUUAAACAUACCUAGAUUGUUUUAUAGUAUAUAUGCACUGUGCUGUUUGUGGAGUUUUGCGUUGUUGUUCCAUGUUUUUUUGUUUUGUGUUCUAUGUGUUUGGCGUUUACCAAGUGCCAUUAAACUGGGUUUAUGUUUAAUCUUUUGGCUACUGAACUUGUUUCUGUAGUUUUUCACAUAAGUUUGUCCCUGUAGUUUCCUUUCUUUCGCUUCCUUUGCAUGUUUUGAUUGAUGAAGUCGCUGAGUUUUAAUUUGAUAUUUUCUUUUUUCCACAGUUCAUGUAUUAUUACAUCAGAAAAUCCUUUAUUAUUGAUUGUGCUCUAACCUUGUGUAUUCUUAAAAUGUUCUUUUGAAAUAAAUAUUGUUUAAACCAGGCACUGCCGUAAAGAUACCAAAUUGCCGUUUUAAUUCAAUUAAGGUAUGAAUCGUUGAAUAUUUUGCAUUCUAUGCAAUAUGAUAUUCUCGUUUGUAAAUUGAAAUUGCCUUUGCAGGUAGAUUGUUUUUAGAAUUUGGCUAUUAAACAAUAUCUGCAUCGUUGUAGUUUGACUGCAAAAGUAUGUAUCCAAGUGACGAUUGUUUAAAACUAUGUUUAAGCCAACAACGCUGGUAAUGGCAUCGUGUUACAUGUAACUCCCAAAGGUGAAAUACUUUAUAAUGUGCUCAUAUAUCUGAAAAAACAAUCACAAUUUGAACAGUUGUCGCAAAAUUUGAAAGAAGUACUGCAGAUCACAUGUGUGUCCAUCAAUCUCCCAGAGAAGUACAACUUUUAUUUAAAGAUAUAAUUUCUUGCAAGGUAAAAAGGUGAGAAACAUCUAAACUACCCGAAAAGGAAAAUAUUCAAGAUGGAAAUACGAUCUAUACUCGUAAUAGGGAUGUUAUUGUUCACAUGUUCGUUUUUGAAGUUAAUUAUGCAUAACACCUCUAACUAAAUAGAAAUUUAUCCUCAUUUUAACCAGGAAAGAAAAUGUCGUAGCGAGCUUGACGAAAAUACUUUUUAGAAAUAUGCAUUUAGUUCACAAGUUAUAUACUAAGAAGUUGCAUUUCGAUUUGAAACAGGAUGUGUCGAUUACUGAUUUUGCUGUUUCUGGUAUACCUACACUUGAGCUUACUUAUAGCAGCAGGUUUAUAUGUGUCGGAAAAUACCACGAUAUGGAAUAGCUAUCCAUGCCAGUUAGCUAAACCGGAAAUUGAAGUUGCCGAGGACGGAAAGCUUAUUGUGAACGAUCCCCGUGUAAAACCUGGAGAAGAUAUGUGGAUCGGAGUUUACUUAGCUCCAAGGUGUUUUACAUAUGUCGGUUGUGAUAUAUCAGAGGAAGCAAUGGAAUCAUUUACUGUGAAAACAUUUGGAGACUGCAGUACCGCGUGUGGCUGUAUGGCGUUUGGAAUAAGAAAGAACAACAAAAACUUUGACUGCAUUUGUGUAAAUGACUUGAACAGACCACCUCACCCAAACUGCGACAUAUGUAGUUUGUCUGGCUACAUGUUUGCAUGUGGUGCUGAAAAUGGGCCCUACUUUUCGAUAUAUACUUCCGAAUCGGAAACAGUAGAUUCAGUUUGCGACGAAUGCACUACUCAAGGUAACUGUUUGAUCUUUCAAUACAAUGAUACCAAUCAACAACGAGUGUUUGAAUGGAGAUCCUGCGAUCGAGACGAGUCAUACAGAGUUUUGUGUAGCAACAUGCCAUUUUCAAAAUCCCCAGUACAUGCUGUAUACCCCGGUAUGGAUACCUUUACUUCUACAUGGAUACAAGCUUCAAACACAUGUUUUAUGGACAAAAAAUACCCGUCGUCUUACAAAAGUAUAAUUGAAACAAAGUUCAAUGCCUUGGCUAACCAACCUCACUGGACGGGCAUAAUAAAAAUGCCAGCAAUGAGAACACUGGACAAGUAUGGACCGAGUUGUACGAACGAAUUUGGAUAUUUGAAGAAAAAACAUGGUAUAUACGAAGUAAAAUUCGAAGGAGAGAUAAAAAGCAAAUUAAGUCUUUGCGAAGAAGAAACAGCUACAGAUGUUUCCCAAGAAAAAUGCCAUGCAUCAUCUUCAAAUUCCUCGAGCUCAGAAGAAUCCUCUGCAGCAAUAUUGGCAGGAAUACUAGUCCCGAUGACUUUGCUUAUAGCUGUGAUAAUAAUAAUAAUAGUAGCGAUUAAGAAAAGGGACAUACUGAGGAGCUGGUUCACCAGUUGUAUUUCCGAACGAAACGAAAGACAGUGUCGAUCGAAACCAUCUCAAGAGAUAUCUAAUCCCGUACUCAAUUCAACAACAAACACGGAACAAGAUUUAAAGACCAGUGUAAACAACCCUAGCCAUGUUGUCAGAGAGAAACCUAUUCAGGGUGCCAGUGGAUUCGUUAAAACAAAAACGGACACCGAACCGUAUGCUCUUCCUGGUGAUAUGUAUGCCGAAUACGACACAUUGAAGGAAUCCAAUAACUCAAAUCAGAGCGAAGAUCAUGACCAUGCCAAUACAGCCCGUUUCGUGAAUGGCUCACCUUUGAAAGUAAAUUUUGCAGAUGCAGAUCUUGUCUACAACGAAGUCUCAGUAACAGACGGCAAUGAUUAUGAUCAUAUAGCAACACAAAACAUAGAUUCAGAUAAUGAUAACGGCAUCGAAAGACAAACGGCAGAUGGGACAGAUGACGCUUACAACAAUUUGAACAUAGAUAGAAAGAGUUCUUCGGAGACGGAUAACCCAAACAACAUUCCAAACAACUUAAACAAUGAUAAUGGCAACGCAUACCGUGAUGAUAACCCAUACAACUUUCCUGAUAACGUAAACAGUGAUGAUUGACUAUAAAAGUGUCUGCGUAGACUUCGAAAACGGAAAAAUUGAUACCUGGUACAAUAUCAUAGGUUAGAUGUGAUCAAUCAAGGAUUUGAGUAUGUAUACCUAUUAGGAUGUUAUCAAAAAUGGCUGUUUUCUGUUUACCAGUAUGUAGCAAGUUAUGACUUUUUUCUGUACUUUACUGUAAAUGAAUAAAAUAAGGAAUUACCAUUAUGUUUUAUCAAUCACAUGUAUUAUAAUAAGUUUGUGACGUUAUCCGUUGUGUGUUUGAAUUCUAAAUAUGAUAUUUGACUGUAGAACAUACUUUAUCUUUUAUUAACUGUUCAUUAUUUUAAGAAAGGCGAGUGUUUAAAGAAUUGACAUUUUUAGUGUGAGUAAUUAACAGUCAGUUAUAACAACGUUUUACAAUACUAUAGCCUACUUUGAGUACAAAGUACCUAUCACGUAAAGGACAUGUUCAAAAUUCGUGCUACGAGACGAAUGUGUUGCAGGGGAGUAGCUAGUAGUGAGUUUUGAUAAUACAUGCUAACAUAUUUUAUUCAAAUCAAAAUAACACAAGUGUGGCUCUUUCAUUGGAUUUAGAAGUAAACAUUCAGUUACACAGCACUGUUUGUGAUAUUAGUUACAGUUCUAAUAGACAGCGGAAUGUGUAAAAUGUUAUUUUAAAGAAUAAAAAAAAUCGGCACUGCUUGCCUUGGACUGUCCGUUCGCUGAAGAUAUUCGCAAAAUUAAAAGUUCAGCUUAAAUUUAUGAACAGCAAUAGGAACAUUUGAAUUCCCGCAAGAUUCUGCAAGAGAUUUUAACUUCUUUUGUCGAAAUAUUAGUAAAUUACUCUGUUAAUACACAAUUGUCUACGUAAUAUAUUUUUUUUCUAUUUUUUUUUUGUCGAAAUCGAUAAUUUUCUAACUCUCGUACUAUGAAAAUGUGACACUUUUUUCGUAAAGCAGCCAUUUAACCUUUGCAUCACAAACUUACUCAUAUUUAAGUCACUUGUUUUUUAUGUAGUAAAAUUCCUUCAUGAUCGUGUUUGAUCAUCCUUUCUCAUAAACAGCAGUCAAAGCUCAAAUAUGAAUGUAAAUCAAACAUUUGUUAAACAUUGAUAGAGAAAUAGGGUGUAUUAUGAUAGGACACUUUCUUGGUGAUCUGUAUUUCGUUCAGUUCUAUGUUUAAACAUGUUAACUCACCAAUCAAGACCUAAUGCAGGUCACUAGAUAAGCGUCACAUCGUAAUAGUCAUUUUAUUUUUCACCUUACUAUUCAUUCCUCUUUAUUUUUCGGUUUCAAUUUACCGCUAUCUAUCAAGUGUCCAUAUAUGGAAUGGCUUGCGCGUAUGAAUACUUUUGUGUACAGGGCGGCUACACCAGCGAAGCAAGUCAGAGGCUACAAUAUUCACUUUAUUUAGAAAAAUAAGGAGAAAAUGUUUAUAUCUCAGCAAGAUAAAUAAAUUGCUAAUAAGAAAACAAUUAUAAUAUUUCUCAGCACACACAAAAUCAUAAACGGUACUCAUUUUACUGUGUGUGUAUACCACGUGGUAAGUUGUGUCAUAAAUGCUGUAAUACAUUAUAAACAAAGUAAAAAACAAAAACUUUAAUUUAUAUUCCGCGGCCUUCAUAUUUGUAAACAACGUAAACUUAGAUGGAGUUCUGGUCAAAUGGCUUUAUACGCCAAUAGAGGGUCUUUCCGUAGGAAAAGCAGCCUCGUUCUGGGAUUGACCUACUAAAAAAACUAUGGAAAAACCAAACCAACUCGGGAACUAGUUUAUUCCUUAUUUGGAAGAGGCAUUUAAAUUUACCGAAAAUAACUGGAUUUGUGUCACUUGUCUUACAGCCAGUUAUUGUAAAAUUACGGGGACUUUUUAUAGUACCCUACGAUAUGUCUCUAAAUGACAUAUGACGCGUGAAUAGUGUAUUGUCAUCAUAUUCACACCUCUGGUAUUAUGGGACAAUUGUUGUAAAAACAAGACAAACGAAUUUUUAACACAACAAUAGAGUUGUAGGCAAAACAUGUAUUCAACAACAAAGCAUCGAAUAUUCGAAUACCGAUUUUGACAUUCGAAUACCAAAUGUUUGAUCGAAUAUUCGAAUAUUCGUUUGCAUCCCUAGUUUAUAUACUAGUACUACAAACUGUACUAGCAUGAUACGGAAUCAGGAGACGGCGACAUGGUGACACGGAACUUUUAAUAUGGCAUGCUGUGUUUCCAAAGUUCAAUAUGGGAAAUUGAUAGGCAUAAAAUAAAGGCACUCUCAUAUCAUACUAUUUGAUUUAAUUUUUUAUCCAUCUAAAUAUUACGUAUCUUAUUCAAUGGCGCUUGCUAGUUUUCAAUUUCACCAAGAGUCCAUGUAUGCUUAUUACAAAUAAAACACCAUUACGUCGCCUAUUCAUAUCAGGUGUUUUUAUUUAUUGUUGAUUGAUUGGUGCGAGUGUUUUCAAGAUUUGUAUAUGUUUGAUUGGCUAUUUUUAUUCUUUCUGUUUGUUUUUUUUGUAUAUUUUUAAAUGAAUUUGCGCCUUGUUAGAUGUUUUGUCUCUUCCGUUUUUGUGUUGUGUUAUUUUUGUAUAUUUUUUUAUUUUUACCUUAAUGUUUGUGUAUGUUAUCGUUUCACUGUUUUUAUGCUAAAAAGAAUAUAAAUCAUAUUCGAACCCACAGUUGUCGUGUCUACCAAGACACACUGACAGAAGUAACACUUAUAUAACAUAACAUUGUAUAGUACACCACGGCAUAGAAUACAGUAACAUAGUAUGUAUCUUACCGGAACAACAUUUGUUUAUGUUGUUUUAACAUUUUCGUUCGUUUCUUCUGAAAAAUAAAACAGUUUCUGUAAAUUAUAUAUACGUGAAUUGAUUUUACUUUUCGGUUCAAUAAUUUCUUGAUGCAUGUCUAUACAUUUUGAUAUUGACAUAAACGAGCCUAAUAGAGCUUCAACUUGAAAUUCAAUAUU